AUGCCUCUGUUCUUAACCCCGCUUCCAGAAGGAAUGAGAAGCCGGGGCUUCCACUUAGUGUCUUUGCCUCUCGGGAGGAAAGGAUCCCUUCUGAUAUCUGAGCAGGAUACGGCGGAUGCUUCAGAGAUGAGCUGGAGCGUCACCACAUGGCUGCCGGAGAUGCGGCCUGAGUGGCCCAGAUGUGAAGUCUACAUAGAAUCCACAGGUGCAGAGCAGUUAAUAGAACUCUCUCACCCAUUAAGGGCUAGGAGGGAUUUGAAGUUUGCUUCGACCUGCGAGUUGAAGAGGCUCCGAAGUUCACGCCAGGCCCGCACAGCCUCUGCCCUUGCCCAGGUGGAGGAAACUCAGGAGCUUGUGGCCAGAGCCCCGGAGCGCCCACGUGGUGCCCGCAGCCUCGGCCUGAGUGGCUUGGAGGCUGGAGUGGCUGCGGCUGGGGCUCUCAGAGGGGCCGACAGCGCAUUGCCCGGGAACCAGGGAGCUCAGGAGAGGUUAGACUGGGAGCCGUUCGAGGCUGGAAGGAAUGCUUCUGUCAAGAGAUGGGAGCAAGCCCAGCCUGAGCAAGCCUUUGAAAGAUGCUCAGGGCAACUGGGGCUACACCCACCCCCUCGAUGCACCAUCACAGUCACUGAUGAGGAAAGUUCUGACAAAUUCAAGAUCCUUGACAUCCAGUCUCUUCUUGGGUCCUGA
This is a messenger RNA of Rangifer tarandus platyrhynchus (Svalbard reindeer), 687 nucleotides long. NCBI's taxonomy places the organism in Eukaryota, Metazoa, Chordata, Mammalia, Artiodactyla, Cervidae. The record is from the annotation of a GenBank genome assembly.